UACUACAGUCAACUCGGAUAUAGCAUGAAUGACCAUAUAAAAGUUCACAAGUCACAAUCCCAAUUCUCUGUCAUUCCCCCAGACUCAUUUUCUGGUAAUUUCCUAUGCUCUUUCCUCUCCGUCUCAUCCUAGUUCUAAAGCCUGUCCAGUUUCCAGUCAGGGAACAAAGACAAUUUUGCCAGCUUUAUUCUACUUUUCUUCAACAACUCGGCUUUUCCAGCUAUAUCUCCCUUUAGCCAACCGUUUAGUACGAUUUCAAGCACCCCUAAGAAUUCUAUAUAAAGGAUCUUCAAGAGCAAGUUCUAGCAUCAUACAAAUUUCCAAAGCUCUGUCUUUGUUCAGGAAACGGAAGAUGUUGUCCUCUUCUAAGCUUUUGUUUAUAAUUCUGCUAUCUGUGUUUGUAUUUACUCUAAUAACAGCCUCAAAAGGAAACUUCUUUGAAAACUUCGACAUUACAUGGGGCGGCAACCAACGUGCUAAGAUACUCAAUGGAGGCCAAAUUCUGACCCUUUCUUUGGACAAAGCUUCAGGCUCUGGCUUCCGAUCCAAGCAUGAAUACCUCUAUGGAAGAAUUGAGAUGCAAAUAAAGCUAGUUCCUGGCAACUCAGCUGGCACUGUCACUACAUAUUAUUUGUCAUCUGAAGGGCCAAACCAUGAUGAGAUUGACUUUGAAUUUUUGGGCAACUUGUCUGGAGAUCCUUACAUACUCCAUACCAAUGUCUAUAGCCAGGGAAAGGGUAACAAAGAACAACAAUUUUAUCUCUGGUUUGAUCCCACGACAGCUUUCCACACCUACUCUAUUGUCUGGAAUAGUCAUUGCAUCAUAUUCAUGGUUGAUAACAUUCCUAUCAGAGUAUUCAACAACAUGGAAUCUAUUGGUGUUCCAUUCCCCAGAAACCAGCCCAUGAGGAUUUACUCGAGUCUCUGGAAUGCUGAUGACUGGGCAACAAGAGGCGGCCUUGUAAAGACCGACUGGACAUACGCUCCUUUCACUGCUUCUUACAGAAAUUUCAACGCCAAUGCUUGCAUUUGGUCAUCAUCUCAGUCAUCUUGUGACUCCAAAUCAACGGAUGCUCUGCAGACAAAUGUUUGGCAAGAUCAAACACUUGAUGCUCCUGGAAGGAAAAGACUAAGAUGGGUGCAAAAGAGGUACAUGAUUUACAAUUACUGCAGAGACUUCAAACGAUUCCCUCAAGGGCUCCCACCCGAAUGCAACCGAUCAAGAUUCCUCUAGAGAAAGUGCCCAACCAAGUUUUUAAUGACUACUUCAAUGUAAUAUAUAUGUUAGUCCGAGAAAUUCCUUAUUCUUUAUGAUACAUAAACAUCUUUCUCUUUGCCUUAUUUUUCUUCACUACUUUUAGUUUUCUAAUUGUGUGCAAUUUAUCGAAAAGGUUUAUAUUUUACUUUUCUGGACUAAAUUUUAGAAGCCAAUCCAAAAUUUUGAAGAGAUUUAAACAUAAAUAUUAGAUCGGUUAAAUAAGUUUGAUUAAAUUAAAUGAGACCCGAUAAAAAAUUGGUUCA
Durio zibethinus is the source of this 1521-nucleotide messenger RNA. RefSeq names its product xyloglucan endotransglucosylase protein 1-like. Gene Ontology annotation, molecular function: xyloglucan:xyloglucosyl transferase activity; hydrolase activity, hydrolyzing O-glycosyl compounds. Gene Ontology annotation, cellular component: cell wall; apoplast. The record is from RefSeq and is a predicted model, not a curated record. Gene Ontology annotation, biological process: xyloglucan metabolic process; cell wall biogenesis. NCBI's taxonomy places the organism in Eukaryota, Viridiplantae, Streptophyta, Magnoliopsida, Malvales, Malvaceae.